Molecule: messenger RNA, 558 nt
Organism: Puccinia triticina
Lineage: Eukaryota; Fungi; Basidiomycota; Pucciniomycetes; Pucciniales; Pucciniaceae
Exons: 2
Coding region: 1-558 (185 amino acids)
Source: RefSeq, a predicted model, not a curated record
AUGGAAGGCUUCAAUGCUAACCACUACACCAACGGCGCCUGUUUUCGCUCUUCGAUGCAGUGUGUAUUCAGCCGCCGGACCAGUGCGAUAUUGGAAGUCAAGGGCACCGAGGCCUCGCAAGCUCCCGCCCUCUUCCGACCCCGGCGGCCCCGAGCCAAUGCGGCAGGGCCAGUGUUUGUGGAUCACGUCUGGCUGGCAGUGCGAGCUCUCGGCGCGGCUCCAGCGCCGGGCCGGGCUGCCGAAUCGGCCGGGCUGGAGUACAGAAUGGGCCAAGCGAGGUUUCUGCCCAGAGGCCCCCCUUCACAGCUGUGCGGUGAAGGGCGGGCGGGGGCCCAGGAAGGGCCGCCGUACUCGAGGCCGGCCCAGGCAAUGGAUGCCGCCGAAGUCGCGAGGGGUCAUCGAGAGGAUGGAGGGAACGAGAAAGAGCGUGGCACAGCAAGCGGCUUCCUGCGGAGGAGACAUCGCUUCCUGGAAGAGCCCCAGAGGACCCUCACAGAGCUACGCUUCUCGAGAGAUGUAGACAGCGAGUAUUCACACAUAGAGGGGAUGUAUGGCUGA